Molecule: messenger RNA, 1779 nt
Organism: Alternaria rosae
Lineage: Eukaryota; Fungi; Ascomycota; Dothideomycetes; Pleosporales; Pleosporaceae
Exons: 1
Coding region: 211-1389 (392 amino acids)
Source: RefSeq, a predicted model, not a curated record
GCAACUGCACGUCUGCGCAUCGAGAUGUUGGAAGGCACCAAUCCACAAACAUCGGCUGGUCUAGGCAUACCUAGGCAGCAGCAGCCUGAAGUUUACACAGCAUGCAUAUUAAAGUCGAACGUAGCCACAUGAAAGACAGCACAUCUUUCUCAUCCCCAAAUAAUCUCAAGAGUUCAAAAUCAAAAUCAUCAAUCGCAUACUCCAGCAACCAUGCCCACCACCCUCACAGUCGCAGACCAUGCAUCCAAAAGCUCACACAGCCGGACCUACAACGUCGACACCCCGGAAAAGCUCCUCGCACACACCAGUUCACAAGACUCCCAGGCCUGCAAAUGGCUGAUUCGAAGUUCGGUCUCCGCCGAUGAACUCCAGAAGUCUUGCAUCGUCGGCUCAAACAACGGGUUCGUUCAUGCAGCUUUCGAUGCGUACAGCUACCACCACCAUCUCACCAUCCGUCCCGAAGAUGUGUGGUUCGCAAUUCUCUCGCAACUCAACUUCUACAUCAACGCCAAUGCCGAAGCCCUGCGCGACCAUUUCGUUUCGCACCAAGGACAGAAAGAGCUCGAAGUCGAAGGCGUUGGCAGCAUUCAUUCGGUAGAUAUCGGGGCGCUAGCUCGGCGCAUGACGGGACUGAUACAGGAGAAUGUCAAGGACCCCGAUCUGCGCGAUUGGAUCAUGCCGGCGUUCAGCACAACUACAGUCACCGAUCGCACAACAGCUGCGGUGCUCAUGAUGGGCACUAUGCAGGCAUACUUCUCGUACAAGAUGUGCAUAUGCUGCGGUAUCCCGUCGGUCACUCUGCUGGGCGAACGCGAGGACUACGAAGAUAUUCUCGCCAGGCUGGAGAAACUCGUCGAAUUGGGUCCUGAAGCGAGCACAUUUGCUGAUCUGCUUCGUCCUGUUUUGCGCAAUUUCAUCAAGACUUUCGAUCCGGAGCAGGCUGUUGCGUCGCGCGACUUCUGGCAGAAGAUCGCCCAUAGCUCUGGAGGGGGUAGUGGGCCUUCAUACCUGGGAGGGUGGCUGACUGCAUUUUGCUUCUGGGACAACAAGGGAAAGUGUAUGUAUAAUCUGAAUACAGGGAUGCAGAGUUGGGAUGUCGAUGAGGCCGAUAAGCAGCUUUUGGAAUUGGACGGAGUUUCGUAUCAUCGGGUUGAUACCGAGGAUAUCCCGUCGGGCUUUGCUUCUGUGCCAGUGUUGGUGGACGACAACGGUACGAAGUACAAGACCAAGAUGGUCGCUGGAUCACUGGGUAUCGAGAUCACCAGCAGCAACGAAUCCGAGGCUGCGACAGAGGAGAAGAAGCUGGAUUCGCUACAGUCGCUCAGUGGGUGGAUGAUGUAUGAGAUCGAUCCUACUCCCAAGAAGAACCCCUGGGAAUAUGACUGGUAAGGAAGUGACUCUGAAUAACUAAGGCAUGAAGGUGUUGGACAGGGGUAGGGACGUCAAGCACGAUGGAAAAGUAUGACAGACCAGUAUGUAAAGGGUAAGUAUAUCGGGUUUACCUUAUGGUACCGUACAAAACGUAAUUUGGAAUACAUGUUCUCUAACAACCUGCACAUGUGUUAGCAUGUUCACAACGGAAACCUCAGCAGAAGUCUAAAUUUCGUGAAAUACAAUCUCCAAGAAAUAGCUCUCUUCGUAAAAGUCGCACAAACAGAAAACUGAAAUAAUUGCUUGAAUUUGUUUGCAUAUACAUCUCAAAAAGAACAAAUCAGGCUCAAAGAAUAUCAACUUCUGCGCAAAUUCGCAGGUUCAUCCAGCGAAGAAGAUGCAAUGGUU